Enhydra lutris kenyoni (northern sea otter) is the source of this 2379-nucleotide messenger RNA. Its product is annotated as serine/threonine-protein kinase Nek5-like. The coding region runs from base 16 to 2379 and encodes 787 amino acids. The record is from RefSeq and is a predicted model, not a curated record. Gene Ontology annotation, molecular function: protein kinase activity; ATP binding. Lineage: Eukaryota; Metazoa; Chordata; Mammalia; Carnivora; Mustelidae. The transcript is spliced from 21 exons. Gene Ontology annotation, biological process: protein phosphorylation.
CCGUGCAUUGAUACCAUGGAUAAUUAUGAUGUGAUUAAGGUCAUUGGGGAAGGUGCCUUCGGGAAAGCAUUCUUGGCUAACGGGAAAUCAGAUGGCAAGUACUGUGUUAUUAAAGAGAUCGAUUUUGUGAAGAUGCCCAACCAAGAAAAAGAAGCUUCAAAGAAAGAAGUAAUUCUUCUGGCCAGAAUGAAGCAUCCCAACAUUGUAACCUUCUUCAGUUCGUUUCAAGAGAACAACAGGUUGUUCAUUGUGAUGGAGUACUGUGACGGAGGGGAUCUCAUGAGAAGGAUCCGUAGACAACGGGGAGUGUUAUUUAGUGAAGAUCAGAUUCUGAGUUGGUUUGUACAGAUUUCUCUAGGACUAAAAUAUAUUCAUGACAGGAAGAUCUUACAUAGAGACAUAAAAGCUCAGAACAUUUUUCUUUGCAAGAGUGGAAUGGUUGCAAAGCUUGGGGACUUUGGUAUAGCAAGAGUUCUGAACAAUUCCAUGGAACUCGCUAGAACUUGUGUUGGAACACCAUACUACCUAUCCCCAGAGAUCUGUCAGAAUAAACCCUACAACAAUAAAACGGAUAUUUGGUCUCUUGGCUGUGUCUUAUAUGAGCUUUGCGCACUCAAGCAUCCUUUUGAGGGUCACAACUUACACCAGUUGGUUCUGAAGAUUUGUCAAGCGCAUUUUGCCCCGAUACCCACAACGUUCUCCCGUGACCUGCAAGCCUUGAUAUCUCAACUCUUUGAAGUAUCUCCCCGAGAUCGGCCGUCUAUUAAUUCCAUUUUGAAAAGGCCCUUUUUAGAGAACCUUAUUGCCAAAUACUUGACUCCCGAGGUCAUUCGGGAGGACUUUAGCCACAGCCUCACACAUAAAGCAAGACGGUUGGCUUCUCAACCUGCACGGAAGGAGGUCCAAGAUUCUAUGAUACAGAAAGCAAGAUUCCAGGGAAAGUGUCUACCAAGAUCAAGGCUAUCAGAGCCAUUUAAAAGGAAGGAGAUAUUGUAUAGAAAUGAAAAGAGACCCCCAGCUGGAGCUCAGAAGCCUGUAUCUAUAAAAAUGGUAGAAAGGCCCAAAUUUGCUGCAAUGCGUGGACAUUAUGACUAUUAUUAUGCCCAACUUGAUGUGUUGAGGAAGAGAGUGCACAAACCAAUUUACCACUGUGUUCCUCAAAAAGAUUCUGGAGUUGAGGAGAAUUAUAAUCAGGAAGAAAGCCAUAGUCCGUCACCAGGUCAAUGGCCUGCGGAAUACCUUCAGAGGAAAUGUGAAGCCCAACAAUAUAAGCUGAAAGUGGAAAAGCAGUUGGGUCUCCGUCCAUCUUCUCCUGAACCGAAUCACCACCGAAGACAAAAGCGAAGAAAUGAUGGAGAAGAGCCUCGAUUCCAGGAGCUGCAGAUCAGGAGAAACGAAGUGAAGGAACAGGAAUAUUGGAAGCAGUUAGAGGAAAUACGCCAACAGUACCACAACGACAUGAAGGAAAUUAGAAAGAAGAUGGGGAGUGAACUGGAGGAGGACUCAAAAAUAAGUCAUAAAACCUAUUUAGUGAAGAAAAGCGACCUGCCCAUCCACCAAGAGGCACCUGAGGAAGGAGCUUGUAUGCAGGACAUUGAAAGAGACUUGAAACAAAUGAGAGUUCAGAACAUAAAGGAAAGUUUAGUUCUAGAACAAAACUGUAAAGCUAAGAGAGGGGUGAAGUUUGAAAUUAGUUUAAACCAAUGUAUUUCUGAUGAAAACACCCUCCAAGAGGAAGAGGCAAUGGAUGUGUGCAAUAAAACUGUGACCUUUGACGAUGGCAUGAAGCUUAAGGAAUAUAAAUGUGUGAAGGAGUAUGAAGAGUAUACAGACAAAGCAUUUGAAGAACUCUGUGGCCCAGAAGCAGGUGGCCAAGGGAUGGUGACCUCAGGCAUUCCAGAAAACAGGAGACGGUGGCGGCAUGAAGCGCCUGGAGCUUUAAUGAGCGCUUGGGCUGCAGCACGUCUGACAAGUAGCUCGUUUUCUGCCCACGAAGGCAAAUGGGUGGGAACAUUAGAACAAAGGCUUCCUAAAGAAGAUGAGGGGAAUAUGGAAAUGGCCUCUGGCAUUGAAGUAGAUGAGGAACAACCAAGAUCUGACGAUGAUGAUACAAAUUUUGAAGAAUCUGAAGAUGAGUUGAGAAAUGAAGUAGUAGAAUCUCUGGGAAAACCUGCUCCUCCCAAAGAGGAAGAAAAAAGAGAAGAGAUUCCUGGUUUCUCUAAGGGUGCUGAAAAAUUAGGAGGAGAGAAGAUAAGCACCCAGAAAUAUACAGAAUUAAAUGAAGAUUUAGAGAAUAUUUCUACUCGAGCUGACGACAAAAUAUGCAUUGCAGGUGAAAACCAAGAAACAUCAACAACCCAUCAAAAUAUACAAGUGUGA